AUGACUGACAAAAACACGAACGCUUCAACAACUACGACCUCUGUAAGUACUUCAAGCACAGAAAACAUUAAAUCAUUAACAACAACAAAUGACUUCGAUAAUUUUCUGUCUUCAUCAUUGGUCGCCAACAAAUUAUUACUUGUUCAUAUUGAAUUAGAAAAUAAUGAAGUUUGUAAAACAUUAAAUGAUGCGCUAUUAAGUCUAAUUCGUGAACCAGAAUUUAUGCAUCAAUUGCAAUUAUGUCGUGUAAAUGCUGAUCAUGAAGUUUAUGAUCUUUUAAAUCGGUAUAAUGUUACAUCGGCACCAACGAUAUUAUUAAUUCAUAAAAAACAAUUAAUUGAUCGUGUUGAUGGCUUUAAUCAAAGUGAAUUAAUUAAAAAAGUUAAAUUACAUUUGAACACAAUUGGGAUUGUUAAUACAACAACAACCGAUCAACAGCAAUCAACACAAUUAACAAAAGAUACAGAACAACGUAUUCAACAAUUAUUAAAUCGAUCACCAAUAAUUUUAUUCAUGAAAGGUACGCCAACAAAUCCUCAGUGUGGUUUUAGUCGACAGGCCUGUCAUAUAUUGGAUGAAAAUAAUAUUAAAUUUGAUUAUUUCGAUAUAUUAUCUGAUACAAAUUUACGUGAACAAUUAAAAAAAUAUUCAAAUUGGCCAACAUAUCCACAGUUAUAUAUGAAUGGUGAACUGCUUGGCGGCCUUGACAUUAUGAAACAAAUGAUCGAAACCGGUGAUUUUCAAACAAAAGUUAAAUUACAGAAAACCGAAGAAUUAAUAACAGAUUCAAAUAAACAAUUAGAAAGAUUAAUCAAUCAAGCACCUGUCAUGUUGUUUAUUAAAGGUACAAAAGAGCAGCCACAAUGCGGUUUUACAAAAGAAUUAUUUGAAAUAUUAUCCCGUUCAAAUAUUACUAACUUUAAAACAUUCAAUAUUUUAGAGAAUGAAGAUGUUCGUCAAAAUCUUAAAACAUAUUCUAAGUGGCCAACGUAUCCUCAAGUUUAUGUUAAUGGGGAGUUCAUCGGUGGUCUUGAUAUUAUAAAACAAUUGAAUGAACUAGGAACAUUAAAUGAAACAUUGAAUAGUAUCGGACAGCCAGUUUGA
Messenger RNA from Didymodactylos carnosus, 1104 nucleotides. NCBI's taxonomy places the organism in Eukaryota, Metazoa, Rotifera, Eurotatoria, Philodinida, Philodinidae. The record is from the annotation of a GenBank genome assembly.